This is a messenger RNA of Psilocybe cubensis, 3042 nucleotides long. RefSeq lists its product as uncharacterized. The transcript is spliced from 8 exons. Gene Ontology annotation, molecular function: microtubule binding; actin binding. The record is from RefSeq and is a predicted model, not a curated record. The coding region runs from base 1 to 3042 and encodes 1013 amino acids. Lineage: Eukaryota; Fungi; Basidiomycota; Agaricomycetes; Agaricales; Agrocybaceae. Gene Ontology annotation, cellular component: cytoplasm; actin filament. Gene Ontology annotation, biological process: actin filament polymerization.
AUGUCCAACAAGAGCAACAAAGAAGAGUCCAAUUCUGAGAGCGAGGAGCAAAAGGUUUCCAAACCUAUGCCCCAAAAGAAAGAGCCAAAGCAAAAUCAGCAGGAGGUGUCCAAGUAUGAGGCAACAAAACAAAAGAAUAUUGAGCAAAAUAAGGUGUUACUGAGGGAGCUAGGCCUUGACAACAUUGGGACGAAGAUGAAGAAGGGGGGAUUGAAAACAUGGGAUGAAAAUGAACCCACCUCUAAAAAGGACCCGUCUACCCCCAGCAACGUUCAUACAUUCCCACGUCAACCGUCGACAUCUAGCAAAUCUGGCGUACCCAAUGUUGAGAAAUCAACUGCCAGUGUCAAAGAAAAAGACCUCGGUGACACGUCUCCCCAGUCUCCUACUAAGGCCAAUCAAUCUACUGGAGUAGUACCCAACGUAGUCAAUUCGGUGUUGCAUGAUAAUCUUGAAGACAUUGCUGGCAUCUCUAUUGCAACUACUAAAGACAAUGCAAAAGUCAGCAUUCAGGUCAUCAGGGAAGUGAAUUCAAACGCUGACCUACCGAGAGACAAUGAUCUCGCCACCGCAAAUCCAGAUAUGGAUGUAGACCCAAAAUCUGAUGAUAGGUGCCUGCGCAGAGAUGCCGGGGUCAGUGUUGAUAACGCUGCCGUGGGAAUAGCCCCUCAAACCUUCCACGUUCAAUCACCCUCACCGUCUGCUUCGCCAACCACGCUUAGUGCUGCCACUACACCUGCACCACCUCCAACCUCUACCCCAUUGACUGCUCCUCCAACUCUUGCAGCCACAGCCGAUCCAUUAACUUUCCUUGCCUCUCUUGACGACAACCUCAAAGGCGCCCCCUCUUUCUUAUCUUUGAAUGUGAUCCAGUAUCUUCAAGGUUUAUCCAAUCACACAAGUUGGCAGGAGUUGGUGUCGCUGUAUCUGGAAUUUGAGAAAGGGAAUCCUACCCUAAGAAAACUCUCGACCGCAAUGCGUCCACGCAAAGUGGCCCCUUGGAUCAAAAGGCAUCUAAACAAGAAGCAUGACCCUGUCCCUGUCAACAAAGCAAAUUACGGUCAACGAUUCCGCGAUUGGUGGUCCUCAAAUCAGUUGAGGGGUUGUUCUUCGCAGGAGGAAGGUGGGCAGCAGCAGCAGCCUUCUCAAACCAUAUCUCCUCCUGAGCAAAGUACGCCUUCUCUGUCGGUCUCGGGUUCGGAAGAGAUACUUGACAAAGAGGAAGGCGACCCCAUAGACCCGGCAUUCCAUAGCCCAAGCAGGCAAACCUCAUUUGUAAACCUCCGUAGUAUUUCUCAAGCGCAAGAGGAAAUCGAUGCCCAAUCUCCUAUUUCACCGUCAAUUGGCCGAUCAUCCCUGGUACAUUCGCCUGUUGUUGCACCUCCAGCUGCACCUCCAUCUGCUGCUCCUCAUGAUGAUGAUGAUGCCAAAGAGGAUGUAGAACAAUUACGCCGCAAGACAAUCGCUGAGCGCAUGGCCAAAUUGGGUGGUAUUCGAUUUGGCGCUGCACCUAUCCCUACCCCCAUCAGUCGACCACCACCUCGACAGUCUGAGGAAGAAGAUCAAAAAGAGGGUGAAAGUUCAGCUGCAGUAGACGAAGAACCUGCAGUGCCACUUUCUGAAGAAGAAGAGGAGCGAGCGCGGAAGGAACGGAUUGCAGCCAAAUUGGCUACGAUGGGUGGAAUGAGGAUUGGGAUGAUGAUGGGUGCUGGUGGAUUGCCUCCUCUGCCCCCGAGAUUGCAUAUGGUGAAAGAGGAGAAUGUUGACAGAGCUUCUGCGCCUGCACCUGCUGUCCCACCCGCGCCACCCACCCGCGCUGUACCUCUCUCACGGCCCCCUCCGCCUCCAGCUGCCCCUGUGCAGUCGGCCCAAGAUACAGACUCUGAGUAUGGAAGCGUAGCUGCUUCUGAAGAAGGUGUCAAGGUUGAGGCUGGUGAAAGUGAGGCCGAGGAAUCUGGAUACGAACAUGUCGAAGAGGCUCCUCCUCCAGUACCAUCACGAGCUGCUUGCCCGUCUAUCAACAGACAAUCUACAGGACCUUCUUCUCCACCUUCCAGGCCACCUGUACCGACCGCCUUGCCGAUGAGGCGAUCUAGCACAUUGCAGAGCUCCACCUCUACGAGAAAUGUAUCAGGUGGAGAUGGGGCGUCGAGUCCUCCCCAUAGGGCGCCGCAAAUGCCUCACACUGAAUAUGUUAUGGUUGAAGAACCGGAAAGUCAAGAGGCUCCUCCACCGCCUCCAGCCAGGCCUGCCGCUCGCCCUCCUCCAUCACGGUCUGCUCCUCAGGCACCACAACCACCACCUAUGCUCCAGCGUCCCGACCUGGGAGAUAGCAUAUCCUUGCAAUGGGAGCUCCCGUCAAUCCCUAAUUCCAGUCUCGAUUUCAGUGGUGCCUCGGAUUUGACAAUGUCGUGGACAGAUGCUGGCGCCGAACCAACCUCUCCUGUAGUGGCGGCACAACCAUCUUCUCCACCCGCCCCUCCACCGCCAACCAAACCACCUGCUCCUCUAGCUAACAAUCGACAAUUGUCCGCCGACGAGCUGAUCGCGUUGUGGGGCCGCGUUGGCGUGCAGGUUUGCAAGGUUGCUACGUCGCUCUUCGAGAAAUCGCACAAGACGCUCAUCGGGGACGGGUCCUACGCCGGAUUCGUGCGCGAGGUGCUUGCAGCGGUGCCCAACGCCGCACCCGCGCCCACAGCUGCUGGAGAGCCGUACGGUUAUACAAUAUACGGUUAUACAAUAUACGUGCAGAACGGGCCGGCGGUGGUGAAACGCGUCAGCGAUAUUAUGCCGGGCAAUUUGGUGGAGAUUCAGGAUGCAAAGCUCAAGGGGCACAAGGGGCUGCAGACGUAUCAUCAGUCCGUGGGUGCGGCGGGUGAGACGUUGGUGGGCGUUGUGGGCGAAUUCGAAGCGAAAAAGUCGAAAAUCAGGGUGUUUCAGGCAAAUCAGCAUGUUGGACAGCAGACAGUCGAGUCUGUCAGUUACCGUUUGGAAGACCUCAAGAGCGGACUUGUCAAGGUUUAUCGUGUUCUCGAUGCAUAG